CGGCAGCGGCGGCGGCGGCAGCGGCGGCGGCGGCGGACAGCCAGAGGACCGGGGGCCAGCCGGAGCUCUGGUAGCGGCUGCUGCAGCAUCGGAGGAAGAGGAGGGGGAAGAGGGGCAGCCAGCGGAACUCGGAGGCAGCGGCCGGGCCGGGCUGCGCAGGCCAGCGCAUCCCCCAUGGCCCACAUCGGCCCUGGGGAGCUGGACAACAUGGAGGGGCCUCCCUCGGUCAACAAUAACAACCCCACCCGAUGGGAGAGCCCCGAGCGGGCCUGGGAUCGUGAAGUCCCAGCAGCCCCCGCGGCAGCUUCUGGGUCGGCCAACGCAGCUGCUUCCCUCUUUGAGUGUUCCCGAAUCAAGGCGUUGGCAGAUGAGCGCGAGGCGGUACAGAAGAAGACAUUCACCAAGUGGGUGAAUUCUCACCUGGGGCGAGUGGGCUGCCGCAUCAGUGACCUGUACGGAGACCUGCGCGAUGGCUACGUGCUCACCCGACUCCUGGAGGUGCUGUCUGGGGAGCAGCUGCCGCGGCCCACGCGGGGCCGCAUGAGGAUCCACUCCCUGGAGAACGUGGACAAGGCUUUGCAGUUCCUGAAGGAACAGCGCGUCCACCUGGAGAACGUGGGCUCCCACGAUAUCGUGGAUGGGAACCACCGGCUCACCCUCGGGCUCGUCUGGACCAUCAUCCUCCGCUUCCAGAUUCAGGUCAUCAAGAUUGAGACAGAGGAUAAUCAGGAAACACGGUCGGCCAAAGACGCCCUGUUGCUCUGGUGUCAGAUGAAGACAGCGGGUUACCCAGAGGUGAACAUUCAGAAUUUCACCACUAGCUGGAGGGAUGGUCUGGCCUUCAAUGCUCUCAUCCAUCGACACAGACCAGAUCUGGUGGAUUUCAGCAAACUCACCAAAUCAAAUGCCACCUACAACUUACAGCGGGCGUUUCACACUGCUGAGCAGCAGCUGGGGCUGGCCCGUCUACUAGACCCAGAAGAUGUGAACAUGGAAACUCCAGAUGAGAAAUCCAUCAUUACCUAUGUGGUCUCCUACUAUCACUACUUCUCCAAAAUGAAGGCCCUCGCAGUGGAGGGGAAGCGGAUAGGGAAGGUCCUGGACCAGGUGAUAGAGAUUGGGAAGGUCAUGGAGCGUUACGAGGAGCUGGCCUCAGAGCUCCUGGCCUGGAUCGAACGCACCGUGGCCCUCAUCAGCAACCAGAGGUUUGCCAACUCGCUCAGUGGGGUCCAGCAGCAGCUGCAGGCUUUUACAGCUUACUGCACCCUGGAGAAGCCCAUCAAGUUCCAGGAGAAAGGGAACUUGGAAGUUCUGCUCUUCAGUAUUCAGAGCAAACUUAGAGCCAGCAACCGGCGUCUCUACGUGCCCCGAGAGGGCUGUAGCAUCUCGGACAUCAAUAAGGCAUGGACACGACUAGAAAAGGCAGAACAUGAGCGGGAGGUGGCACUGCGAGGGGAGCUCAUCCGGCAGGAGAAGCUGGAGCUUCUGGCUCAGAGGUUUGACCACAAGGCAGCCAUGAGGGAGAGCUGGCUCAGUGAGAACCAGCGCCUCGUGUCCCAGGACAACUUUGGGUAUGACUUGCCGGCUGUGGAGGCGGCCAUGAAGAAACACGAAGCGAUCGAAGCCGAUAUCUCAUCCUAUGAAGAGAGGAUCCAGGCUGUGGCUGACCUGGCCCAGGCUCUGGCCGGGGAGGGUUACUAUGAUGCCCGGCGUGUUGCUGCCCAGCGUGACAGUGUUCUGCGCCAGUGGGAGCUGCUGACCGGGCUGGUGGGAGCCCGGAGGACUCGACUUGAGCAGAACCUGGCCCUCCAGAAGGUCUUUCAGGAGAUGGUCUACAUGGUGGACUGGAUGGAGGAGAUGCAGGCCCAGCUUCUGUCCAAAGAGUGUGGCCAGCAUCUCUUGGAAGUGGAAGACCUCCUGCAGAAGCACGGGCUGCUAGAGGGGGACAUCACUGCCCAGAGCGAACGCGUGGAGGCACUCAAUGCCACAGCACUGCGGUUCUCCCAAUUACAGGGUUACCAACCCUGCGACCCACAGAUCAUCCGCAACCGAGUGAGCCACGUGCACGGCUGCCUGGCGGAGCUUCGGGAGCUGGCGGGCAGGCGGCGGGCGGAGCUGGAGGCCUCGCGGACGCUGUGGGCGCUGCUGCAGGAGCUGGAGGAAGCGGAGGCCUGGGCGCGGGAGAAGGAGCACGUCCUGGAGAGCAGGGCGAGCGGCGGCGGCGGCGGCCCCCACGACCUGCCCAGCGCCGCCCGCCUCCUGGCCCAGCACCGGAUCCUGCAGGGGGAGCUGGGCGGCCGGCGGGCCCUGCUGCAGCAGGCCCUGCAGCGGGGCGAGGAGCUGACGGCGGCCGGCGGGAGCGACGUGGCGGCGCUGGGCCUGCUGGAGCGGGCGGCGGGGGCCCGGCGGCGCUGGCAGAGGCUGGAGGAGGCGGCGGCCAGGCGGGAGAGACGCCUGCAGGAGGCGCGCGCCCUGCACCAGUUCGGGACGGAGCUGGACGGGCUCUUGGCCUGGCUCAGGGAUGCCUAUCGCCUGGCGGCCAGCGGGGACUUCGGGCACGAUGAGGCGUCGAGCCGGAGGCUGGCCCGGCAGCACCGGGCCCUGGCCGGGGAAGUGGAGGCGCACCGCGGCGUCGUGGCGGGCUUGAGGCGCCAGCUGGCGGGCCUGGGCGGCCCCGGGCGGGAGGCGGCGGCGGGCGGGGUCAUGGCGCUGCAGGUGCGCGUGGUGGAGGCCGAGCAGCUGUUCGCGGAGGUGGCGGAGGUGGCCGGCCUGCGGCGCCAGUGGCUGCGGGACGCCCUGGCCGUGUACCGCAUGUUCAGCGAAGUGCACGCCUGCGAGCUCUGGAUCGGCGAGAAGGAGAAGUGGCUGCUUGCCAUGCGGGUGCCCGACGACCUGGACGAGGUGGAGGUUGUCCAGCACAGGUUUGAGAGUCUGGAUCAGGAAAUGAACAGCCUGAUGGGCCGAGUGCUAGAUGUCAACCACACGGUCCAGCAGCUGGUGGAAGGGGGGCACCCCAGCUCGGACGAGGUGCGCUCCUGCCAAGACCACCUCAACAGCAGGUGGAACAGCAUUGUGGAGCUCGUGGAACAGAGAAAGGAGGAGGUGAACUUGGUUCUCUCUGUCCAGAAUCACCUGCUGGAGUGCUCGGAGGUAAAGAGCCAGGUCCGUGAGCGGCGGAUGGCAGUGGAGAGCGCCCCUCGGGCAGGGGGGGCCCUGCAGCGGCUCCUCAGCUCCCUUGAAGCAGCCCUCCUGGCACUGGAGCCCAGGCUGCAGGCUCUCAGAGAGGAGGGGGAGGCUCUGACGGUCCGUUACCCAGCUCAGGCCCCCCGACUGCAACCAGAGCUCGAAGCACUGGACAGUGAGUGGGCAGCCCUGGGCCACGCAGCCCGGAACUGUGGCGAGGCGCUGGCCACUGCCAGCCGGCUUCAAAAAUUCCUGCAUGAUCUCGACUCCUUCCUUGACUGGCUGGUGCAUGCCCAGGAGUCGGCAAGUGGUGGUGGACGGCUGCCGGGCUGCCUGGAGGAGGCAGACAGCCUGCUGACCCAGCACGCUGCCCUCAAGGAAGAGAUGGACCGGCGGGAGGAGGAUUUCGGGCGGAUCCAGGCAGCUGGCGAUGCUCUAGCAGCUGAUGGGGCUGAGCUGGGACCUGAGCUGGCCCUGGAGGACUGGCUGCCCCACUUGGAACUAGGCUGGCAGAAGCUGCUGAGUCUGUGGGAAGGCCGCAGGGAAGCACUGGCCCAAGCCCACAUUUACCAGCUCUUCCUCCGAGAUGUGCGCCAGGCCCACACCGUACUCCACAACCAGGAGACAGUGCUGUCAGGUCUGGAGCUACCUGGGACAGUGGAAACAGUAGUGGAGGCCAUCAAGCGCCACCGGGACUUUCUGACUACUCUAGAGUUGAAUCUACAAAAGAUCCAGGUGGCCGUGCAGGCAGGAGAUAUCUUGCGCAGGCAGGAAAACAUCUAUGCUGAGAAGGCCCAGGAGCAUGUAGCCCAGCUGCUGGAAAAGAGCCAAGAAACUCAGCUUCGGGCCCAGCAGUGGAUGCAGUGCCUCUAUGACCAGCUGGAGUUGCAGCAUUUCUUAAGAGACUGUCAGGAGCUGGAUGGCUGGAUUCAUGAAAAGAUGCUGAUGGCUCGGGACAGUACUCGAGAGGAAGGUCACAAGCUGCGGAAACGAUGGCUCCGGCACCAGGCCUUCAUGGCCGAGUUGGCCCAGAAUAAGGAAUGGCUGGAGAAGAUUGAAAAGGAGGGCCAACAGCUGAUGCAAGAGAAGCCUGAACUGGCGAGCUCCGUCCGGAAGAAACUGGGGGAGAUUCGGCAGUGCUGGGCUGAGCUGGAGAGUACCACCCAGGCCAAAGCUCGGCAGCUAUUUGAGGCCAGCCAGGCAGACCAACUGGUCCAGAGCUUUGCUGAGCUGGACAAGAGACUCAUGCACAUGGAGAGCCAGCUGCAGGGGGUGGACCCUGGAGGAGACCUGGCCACUGUCAACAGCCAGCUGAAGAAGCUGCAGACCAUGGAGUCUCAGGUGGAAGAGUGGUGCCGGGAAGUGGGGGAGCUUCAGGCCCAGACCGCAGCCUUACCCCUGGAACCGGCAAGCAAGGAACUGGUAGGGGAGCGGCAGACAGCAGUGGGCACACGCAUUGUGCGCCUCAUCGAGCCCCUGAAGGAGCGGCGGCGCCUUCUGCUGGCCUCCAAGGAGCUCCACCAAGUAGCCCAUGAUCUGGAGGAUGAGAUUGCAUGGGUCCAGGAACGACUGCCUUUGGCGACUCAGACGGACAGGGGGAACAGCUUGCAAUCUGUGCAGCAGCUGAUUAAGAAAAACCAGAGCCUCCGGAGGGAGAUCCAGGGGCACCGAGGCCGAGUGGAAGAGGUUCUGGAGCGGGCUGGGGCCCUGGCCUCCCUGCGCAGCCCGGAGGCCGAGGUGGUGAGCCAGGGCCUGGAGCGGCUGCAGGGCCUGUGGAGCUCCCUGCAGGAGGAGGCCGAGGGGAGGCAGCAGAGGCUGGAUGCCGCCUUCCAGGUGGAGCAGUAUUACUUUGAUAUGUCCGAGGUGGAGGCCUGGCUGGGGGAGCAGGAAGUGCUGCUGAUGAGUGAAGAGACUGGCAAGGAUGAGCAGAGCACGCUCCAGCUUCUGAAGAAGCACCUGCUGUUGGAACAGAGCGUCGAGAACUACGAGGAGAGCAUCGCCCAGCUCUCCCGCCAGUGCCGCUCGCUGCUGGAGCUGGGGCACCCGGACAGCGAGCAGAUCAGCCGGCGCCAGUCCCAGGUGGACCGCCUGUACGUGGCCCUGAAGGAGCUGGGCGAGGAGCGCCGGGCACGCCUGGAACAGCAGUACUGGCUCUAUCAGCUGAGUCGCCAGGUGGACGAGCUGGAGCACUGGAUCGCCGAGAAGGAGGUGGUGGCCGGCUCGCCGGAGCUGGGGCAGGACUUUGAGCACGUCACGGUCCUGCAAGAAAAAUUCACAGAGUUUGCCAGCGAGACGGGGAAUGCCGGGCGGGAGCGGCUGGCCGCCGUCAACCAGAUGGUGGACGAGCUGAUCGAGUGCGGGCACACGGCCGCGGCCACCAUGGCCGAGUGGAAGGACGGGCUCAACGAGGCCUGGGCCGAGCUGCUGGAGCUCAUGGGCACGCGGGCCCAGCUCCUGGCCGCCUCUCGGGAGCUCCACAAGUUCUUCAGUGAUGCCCGGGAGCUUCAGAGCCAGAUCGAAGAGAAGCGGAGGAGGCUGCCCCGGCUGACUGCGCCGCCAGAGCCCAGGUCCAAUGCGGGCAGCAUGCAGCGGGCACUGAGGGCCUUUGAGCACGACCUGCAGCUGCUCGUGUCCCAGGUACGGCAGCUCCAGGAGGGGGCCGCGCAGCUUCGGACCGUGUACGCCGGGGAACAUGCCGAGGCCAUUGCGGGCCGCGAGCAAGAGGUUCUCCAAGGCUGGAGGGAGCUGCUGGCCGCCUGUGAGGAUGCCCGGCUGCACGUCAGCUCCACGGCAGAUGCCCUGCGCUUCCACAGCCAGGCCCGGGACCUGCUGACCUGGAUGGAAGGCAUCGUGGGCCAGAUCGGGGCCACGGACAAACCCAGGGACGUGUCCUCAGUGGAGGUGCUAAUGAACUAUCACCAGGGCCUGAAGACCGAAAUCGAGGCCCGUGGCCCGGAGCUGGCCUCCUGCCUGGAGCUGGGCCGUUCGCUGCUGCUGAGCAAGAGCCCCAUGGCAGAUGAGAUCCAGGCCCAGCUGGACAAGCUAGUGACUCGGAAGGAGGCGAUGACGGAUAAGUGGGACCAGCACUGGGAGUGGCUGCAGCAGAUGCUGGAGGUCCACCAGUUUGCGCAGGAGGCCGUGGUGGCCGACGCCUGGCUGAAUGCCCAGGAGCCCCUGCUCCAGAGCCGGGAGCUGGGCAGCAGCGUGGACGAAGUGGAGCAGCUGAUCCGGCGGCACGAGGCCUUCCGCAAGGCGGCUGCGGCCUGGGAAGAGCGCUUCAGCUCCCUCCGGCGCCUCACCACGAUAGAGAAACUGAAGGCUGAGCAGAGCAAGCAGCCCCCCACCCCCCUCCUGGGGCGCAAGAUCUUUGGGGACCCCACAGAGCUCGCGGCCAAAGCGGCCCCGCUGCUGCGGCCUGGACCCUAUGAGCGUGCCCUGGAUCCACUGGGCAGGAGAAGCCCGGAGCCCCUGGCUGUGCCUGGCCGACUGGACUCCCCCCUGGCUGAGGGCCGAGCCAGGGUGGCCUACGUCCGGCAGGAACUGAAGCCCGAGAGGCUACAGCCCCGGCUGGACCGGCUCCACGAGGGCCUAGGAGAAGCACUGCCUGCCCUCGGGCUGGGGACCGGGCCCGGGGUCGGGGCUGGGGCCGAGGAGGCCCCUGGACCUCGGAGGGAGAGGCUCGAGACCCGAGGGGCGGCCCCGGUGGAGGUCACGGUGGAGCGGGGCCGGCCCGAGCGGCAGGUGUCUGCCGAGCUGGAGGAGCUGCCCCGGCGGAGGGUAGAGAGGCAUCCGGAGAGGCAGGAGUCCGUCGAGGCAGAGCUCAACCCCGUGGCCAGCCUCACCCUGGGCCGCUACGAGCAGCAGGAAAGGCGCAGGGAGCGCAGAGAGAGGAGGCUGGAACGCCAGGAAUCCAGCGAGCAGGAGACUCCCCGGACGGACCCUGCCAGGGGGAAGGCCACCCUGGCUGACAUUGUCGAGCAGCUCCAGGAGAAGGAGUCAAGCCCGGGGCCUUCAGCCAAUGCCACUGCCACCGUUGGGCCCUCGAUCCCCCAGUCCCGGGAGCUCCCACCCUCAUUCCCUGAGCGGAUGCCCCGACCUGACCGGCCCCGCGCCCGCGACCGGCCCAAGCCCCGGCGGCGUCCUCGGCCCCGGGAUCCCAGUGGUGAAGGAGGUGGCGCCGGGAGGAGGUCUCGAUCUGCCCCUGCCCAGGGCACCAGCGCCCCACCACCCCCGCCACCCAGCCACACAGUGCAGCGUGAAGGCUUCUUGCUCCGCAAGAGAGAGCUGGAAGGGCCCAACCGCAAGGCUUCUAACAGGUCCUGGAUGAAUUUGUACUGUGUGCUCAACAAAGGUGACCUGGGAUUCUACAAAGAUGCCAAGGGCCCGUCAUCGGGGGGCACUCACGGAGGGGAGCCCCUGUUCAGCCUGCACAAUGCCAUCUGCGAGGUGGCCAGUGACUACAAAAAGAAAAAGAACGUCUUCAAACUCAAGACCCAUGAUGGCAGCGAGUUCCUUCUCCAGGCCAAAGAUGAGGAGGAAAUGAAGGGCUGGCUCCAGGCCAUGGAAAGCUCGGUGGCGGAGCACGCGGAGAUCUCCCGUUGGAGCCAGACUCUGCCCACCACAUCCUCCACGGACGAGGCUAACCCGAGGCCAGAAGGCCCGGGCCCUCGAAGAGCUAGUGGCCGCAGGAAGUGACCACCACACAGCUGUCUUCCCCGCCAGCCACCUUCCUCCCCUCUGCCUGCCUGGGCACGGAGCCACUUCGUCUUUCUCCCUUUGUGGACAUGGAGAGAUGCCUCCUGGGCCUGCCCGGUGGCCCCAGAGACCCCUGGAAACCGCCGGUGGGAGGAAGGUCGGGUCCUCUCCCAGGACGGGUGGGGGCCUCGCUGGGGAGGCCUGCCCUCACAAGCCAUAUCGCUGUUCCUGCCCCUUCCCCAGGGCCUUGGGCUUCAUUUUUUUUUAUGCAAUAAAUGAGGUGGGAGGGAGGGGACAAGGGGAGUAGUGAGUCAGAGGGGGGCAGGGGAGAGGAGAGCCACCUGAGCCAAGCCUCCCUUCCCCUGGCCCUUCCUACCGGGAGGGGCCGCCAGAUCUGGGGGAGCAAUAAAUCUCUCCCCGCCCCAUGGUUUUUCAGGGGACAGGGAGCCCAGUGUGUCAGGAGACAGAGGCCUGUGGGGGCCCCCGGGAAUGCAGGGACCCCCAUGGGGCAGCCAGCCCAGGGUGCUGGGGGAUGCGGGGGUGCCCUCCUCUGCCUUUACCUCACUUCCAAAGCUGCCUUGUUCUGCCUCUGGGCCCAGCUGGGGGAGGGGGGGAGAGGGGACCCCGAGCCUGAGCCCCCACCCCCCACCUCCUGAUGCUCAGCGCCAUCUGGUUCCUUUUGAUCUCAGUUUGUGUUUGCAGCCUCCAUCCUUCCACGGCCUUCUUCAUCCAUUGGUCCUCUCUCCAUAGACUGGGGGGAGGGUCUCAGGCCCCGCCCCCCAGGCGUGGGAAGGGGAGCUCCUGAGGCCUGCCAGUCACUGCACGGCUGGGCGCCGCUCUCCCCGCCCCCCACGCUGGGCACCGCUGGGCACGUCCCCAGCCUCAGGAAGGGGCCCGGCCAGGGGCAGGGGGAGGGCGGCAGAGCCCGGCGCACUGUAUGCACCUUUAAUAAACCCUUGUUCUGUCCAGUC
Molecule: messenger RNA, 8849 nt
Organism: Monodelphis domestica (gray short-tailed opossum)
Lineage: Eukaryota; Metazoa; Chordata; Mammalia; Didelphimorphia; Didelphidae
Gene: SPTBN4
Product: spectrin beta, non-erythrocytic 4
Cellular component (GO): spectrin
Molecular function (GO): phospholipid binding; structural constituent of cytoskeleton; actin binding
Source: RefSeq, a predicted model, not a curated record